UAUAGCUCAUGCGCGAUGUUUCGGUUCCCAGUAAACAGUUGCACGUAAACAUCACAUUUUUACAGAGCAUGCACAGUUCCCAGAGCGCUGCACCAGCUUGAACGCGAUGCGCAAGAGACAACAAAAAGUAUGUAAAUAUGCGCCGCGCGAUGCACCAUACUCGAAUUAUGAUGUAAAUGCUUGUACAAUGUGAGGAAGGGAACAAAAACAAAAUCAAGGCAGCGCUGAUAACUGGAAGAGGCGAAAAACUAGAUUCGCAUGCGCGCACAGGUAGCCUUAGCAGCCACAAGACCAACAGCAAACCGCCAAUUAUAUGCAGCCGCCAACAACAAACCAACUCAAGCAAUAACAAAUUCCACUAGUGCGGCUGAGGCGUAAAUUGUGCUGUGAGCCGCGCACACAUGCACCAAGCCGACAUGCAGCGUCGCUUUUAUGGACGCGUGCGCGCACAUUUAUUGCAUGCCAACUGUCUUGCUGUGCUGCGGUGACGCACCGUCGGCUAUCUGCCAUAGUCUGCAUGUUCUGUCUAGCAUUUUUUGCACGUUUUUGACGAGAUUUGCUUUAUGGACUUCUUCUGCGCAGCCAGCCAGUCAAGAACUGUUUGAAAAUAGAUUAGGAAGCUAAGCAACCUUACAGCCGCGCUCACUGCGAGCGCCAAUGGCACGGACAUGGCUAGCAACCAGUCUUCGCGGGCAAAGUGGCAAAGCAAAUAAAGGUAAAUCGCAGCGCGCCGAUGCUCUGAGUUGGUUGUUUAUGACGGCGGCGGCGACGGCAGCAGCAGUCUGAGUAGUCAGAGCGGCAGCGGCGGCGUGAACAUCAACAUUAACAAGUCUGGGCGAGUUCAUAGUGUAUAGUGAAUUUCGACUGCUCGGCGCGUACGGAUUGCAUUCCAUUACAAAUACUGCAGUGCUCGUGAAUUCUAAUUAUUGAAAUAAAAAUCUCAAAUAAUUUAAUUCUAAAUUUUUUCAAUAACUAAAUAAAAUGUAUGUAAAUAUGGAAAAUAUUAUAAGAUUCCUUUGAAAUUGUGCACGUGGAACUGGGAGACAAUUUAAGUGGUGUUGUGCGCGCAACUUGUUACAUAGCUCGCAAGAGUGGCGACAAAAAAGCGGUUUGACAAGACAACUGUGCUUUUCCCAUGUUGCGACACAAUGGAUCAACUAUGAUGAACACAGCGAACAACAGCAAACUCACUGUAAUGAACACUAACGGUUGUGUUUCAACAUCCGGCAGCCCAAUGGACGCAUUGCCCAAACAGUUUGUUGCUUCAAUGAAGACACUCUUCGAUAUAUUGGACGACCAGCACACAGGCUUUGUACGAUUCCUAGACAUUGAGAAAGGUUGGCAAGACGAUGGCUGCAAAGGAUUGCCACACGGUGUGAUUGACUCGCUGCGCAAAGUUACGCCUACAAGUGGACUUUUGUCAUUUGAUCGUUUCUGCGCAGGUUUGAAAUUAUGUCUGUUACGUAAUCAAAGUACUGCCAUCAGCAAUGCAUCGUCAGGCGGAAACGAUGUGUCGACGCAUAAUGUGGUCUCACCAAUCAAGCCGCCCCGACCGCCCUCUGCGCCACUUCUAGAUGUUGAAAGUACUGUGCAUGGCGCUACAGCCUGGGGUGGGAACGCCACAACUGUCGCUGUGCGUCCAAAUAAAAUUGUCACGGCACAUCGGGCACUCAGUUUACCACAGUUAAGUCCAGACUGCGAUUUGGAGACGGAAAUAAUAAGCAAUGAUAUUGGUGUUUACAAUUCACCACCGCCACCACCGAAACCACCACGCGCCUCCGCUGCCGCGCAGAUUGGAGUACCAAGUUCGACAGUUACACCGCUGGAUAAGGCUGAGAUACGACAUGCUUUACAGAAUUGGCAAAUGGGUAUACUAUUGAAUGAAAUGGGAACAAAUGAGAAACGUAGUUCUGGAUAUAUGUACAAUCAGUUCCCAUAUCGAGGUUGUGCCGAUGGCGGGUCCUCAUCAACAACUGAUAGUGUUACAGGGAAUGUAGGAACUCUACAUCCAAAAAAGAGCAAUUCAAAGCGAAGAGAACCCCGCCGCCAUACACUGCAGAAUGGCAUUGACUACAAUAUGCUAAAACGCUUGAAACAAUUCGAGGAGGAACGCGAAGUUCUCUUAACGGGUUUGGAUGCAGUAGAGAAGGCGCGUGACUGGUACCUCCGACAAGUAAACAAUGUCCAAGAAAAGAUUAAAUAUUUGGGACGAAUGGGGCACGUUGAGCAAUGGUCAGAAGUGCAACAAGAACGUUUGGAAUUCCAACGCGCACGUGUGUAUGAAGUAAAUCGAAAUUUAACAGCUCUUGCUGAUUGCUGGGAACGUGGGGGAUUUCCCCUACACUUUAACCUUGCUAUUAGGCCUCCCGGUAAAACACCGAGUCAGCGAAAUGUCAAUAGCGGAGGGCUAUUUCAACCAGUGGAUCGCCUGCGUCAACAAAAUCACAGCCUUACUAAUGAGGUGAACUUAAAAAGUGACCGAAUAGCAUUGCUAGAGCGUGAAAAACAAUCGCUUAUGAGGGAGUUGUACGAAUUGAGGCAAAGGGUUGGAUUAGUUGGACGAGGUUCUGGAUUUGUAACUGUCCUAGGUCAAUCGUCUCCUUCAUCGUCCGGAGGGCUUGGAGAGGUGGAUGUUGUAUUUUAAAUUAAAAAAAUAAGAUAAAUUGUUUUAAUCUUAAAAAUAUUUGAUCAGAUAAAUAAAUAAAGGAUCAUCUAUACACAAUGUACAUACACUUAAUAUAAAAGCUUCAUAUUUGUUUCAAACUUUAAUGACUUUCAGCACAGGUUGUAUUAAAUCACUUAAUUAUUAUAUGACAAAACUAUGCUUAUUGCGGAUUAGGAAAACGUCUCAUAUACUUGUUGAGCUGUUUGUAGUUCAGGUUUUUUCCAGGUGUUAUAA
This is a messenger RNA of Bactrocera dorsalis (oriental fruit fly), 2899 nucleotides long. Its product is annotated as suppressor APC domain-containing protein 2. Bases 1136 to 2644 code for a protein of 502 amino acids. The record is from RefSeq and is a predicted model, not a curated record. NCBI's taxonomy places the organism in Eukaryota, Metazoa, Arthropoda, Insecta, Diptera, Tephritidae. The transcript has 3 exons.